Syngnathus typhle (broad-nosed pipefish) is the source of this 1351-nucleotide messenger RNA. It is a transcript of the gene mien1, whose product is annotated as selenoprotein W, 2a. NCBI's taxonomy places the organism in Eukaryota, Metazoa, Chordata, Actinopteri, Syngnathiformes, Syngnathidae. The record is from RefSeq and is a predicted model, not a curated record. Gene Ontology annotation, biological process: negative regulation of apoptotic process; positive regulation of filopodium assembly. The transcript is spliced from 4 exons.
CUCCUCCCUCCCUCCCUCCCUCGUUGGGUAACACAUAGAGAGAGUAUAAGAAGAAGCUAAGCGGCCGCUCCUCGUCUAACUUGUGCUUUUCUGCGUUGGAACGAGCUCAACAACCACACCGAAGUCAAAAAUGGGAGUGGUGACAAUACGAGUGGAAUACUGCGGCAACUGAGGCUACGAGCCCCGUUAUCGGGAGCUCGCCCAGGUCGUCAAGGGUGAGUUUCCUGAUGCGGAUGUGUCGGGCUUCGUGGGCCGGAGAGCCAGCUUUGAGAUUGAGAUCAACGGGCAGCUGGUUUUCUCCAAGCUCGAGCUGGGAGGAUUCCCCUAUGAGGAUGAUGUAAUGGAAAUCAUCCAGAAAGCUCAGAAAGGCCAAGCUCUGGCGAAGAUCACCAAGAGCCGCGCGCCGUGCGUCAUCAUGUAAAGCAAGUGGUGCAGCCCGCCGUCUAAAACCUGGCUUUCCCCCAAUGCUGCCCUUCUUCGGGAAACCUCGGAGCAAGGCAGCAGUCGGGGAAAGCGCAGCCCGCUCCGCCUCGUUCACUCUUGACGCCGAACCAACCGCCGGACUACGAAUGACUAGCGCUGCCUGAAAAUAAGCCACGCGGCUGCGUUACGAUGACCUCACGCCCGGCGGUUCUGCAGCUCGUCAGGAGUGCUCGACGGGGACGGCAGGUUUUGUAUUCUUAGAAAGCAAGGUCAGUAAGAAGAAGUCAGGAACCGAAAUCCUUUUUCCCCCCAACAACGGUUUAUGGAGAGAUAGAUACUGUGCUUGCUUAGCUCUUUGCAUUGGAUUGCUUGAAUGAAAUGAAAUCAUUUGUGUCAGGGCCAGCCUUGAACCAUUGUUCCCAAUUGAACCAUGUUUUCCCUAGUUGGGCAUCCCAGCAACAGGAGCCAGGGAGAACUGGGUCCCCAACGUGACAAACGAUUCUGGCUCUUACCCGUUUAUCAGUGAACAUCAGAGCUUCGACUGACUCGGUGUAACACUAUGACACGGUGUAUUAGUAAGGUCCGAUGUUCACGCUAGGGGGCGCUAGGUUGUCAAAUACUGUAUGCCUAGUGUAGGUUGUUUGUGCUUUUGUUUUCUCAAGGUUAGAUUGAAGAUUAGUCUUUUUGCCUAAGCACCAGUAUCUUGUUUUUGUUUUUUUUCAUCUUUUCCACGUAUGACGUGAAAAAAAGGAAACUGCAUUUACUUGGAAACUAACGAGGACUGAAGAAUUGAAUACAAAAAUAUAUAUAUAAUCGCAAACUGGAUUAGAUGUUUAAAUAUAUAGUGCUGAAAAAAUGCAAGACCAACAAAUGCUCAACCUUUUUUGUAUUCUGACCAUGUAUAUGCAAAUAAAUGCUUAAAGAACCA